AUGGCUUCUGGUAUAACAAAAUUAGCAGUAGGCCAUCCAUUUGAUACUGUCAAGGUGCGUAUGCAAACAACAAGUAGAUUAGAUGGAAAGUUUAAAGGUCCUUUAGAUUGUCUAUUAAAAACAAUUAGACAAGAAGGGCCUACUGCAUUAUAUAAAGGUGCAACACCUCCUUUAAUUGGCUUAUUACCAACUAUGUUAUUUAGAAGCUGGUUUUUUGUAUUUUGGAGUUCUUAUGAAGUAUUUACUAGAGAGCUAAAAAAGACAAACUUAAAAGAAGGCACAAUUACAUUUAUUGCUGGUGGUUUAAGUGCAACUGCUUUUUGGAUUGGCGCAUUCCCUGCAGAUAUGAUUAAAAAUCGUUAUAUGACACAACCUGAUAUUUCACCAAAAACGUUUCCAACCCCUACUUCUGUUGCUAAAUUUGUUUAUCAGACUGAAGGCUUUAAAGGUUUUUACAGAGGUUUUUUGCCUUCAUUUUUACGUGCAUUUCCAACAAAUGCGUCUGCUGUAUUCAUACUUUUAUUUGCCAUUCCUAAAAAAGGAAGACUUUAUGAACAAUGCAUGCAAUUAUUAAAUGGUUCAGAUAUUCAUUUCAAUAGACGUUCACGUCAAGACAUUGCUUUAUGUACCAAUUUACCUAUUGCUCUCAUCUUUUUACCUGCCGCUGACAUUCCCAAAUAUGUUGCAGAAGGUAAUGUCGACUUGGGUAUCUCAGGACAAGAUAUGGUUAUUGAAAAUGAAGUAGAGGACAAGAUUACUGAAAUUAUGGAGCUUGAUUUUGGUAAAUGUCGUUUAUGUGUCCAAGUCCCAAUUAAUGGACCAUUUAAAAAGAUGGAAGAUUUAGCUGGUAAAAGAAUUGUUACCAGUUUUGAUGCAGUUGCUAGAAAGGUAUUUGAGCCUAUUGAUAAGGCUAAAGGGACAAAGACGACGAUUAACUAUGUUUCUGGUUCUGUUGAAGCUGCUUGUGCUUUAGGCCUUGCUGAUGGUAUUAUUGAUCUUGUUGAAUCAGGAGAAACGAUGCGUGCAGCUGGUCUUCAUGACAUUCACACAUUAUUUGGAACACAAGCUAUUUUAAUGUCUAAUAAGAACUCCCAACAUAAUGAAUUGAUUGAAAAAAUUACUUCUCGUAUUCGUGGUGUCAUUACAGCUAGUAAAUAUGUCCUUUGUACAUAUAAUGUUGAACGUUCUAAUCUUGCUCAAGCUGUUCAAAUUACACCUGGUCGCCAAGGUCCUACUAUUUCUUCAUUAGAUUCUCAUGAAGGAUGGGUAGCCGUUUCAGCUAUGAUUGAAAAGAAACAAAAGGGUGAUAUUAUGGAUCGUUUGUCUGAAGUAGGCGCUACAGAUAUCUUGGUUAUAGCAUUUACAAACUGUAGAGUUUAG
This is a messenger RNA of Cokeromyces recurvatus, 1380 nucleotides long. RefSeq lists its product as uncharacterized. The record is from RefSeq and is a predicted model, not a curated record. Gene Ontology annotation, cellular component: cytoplasm. Bases 1 to 1380 code for a protein of 459 amino acids. Gene Ontology annotation, molecular function: magnesium ion binding; ATP phosphoribosyltransferase activity. NCBI's taxonomy places the organism in Eukaryota, Fungi, Mucoromycota, Mucoromycetes, Mucorales, Mucoraceae. The transcript has 7 exons. Gene Ontology annotation, biological process: L-histidine biosynthetic process.